Messenger RNA from Nelumbo nucifera (sacred lotus), 691 nucleotides. Its product is annotated as major strawberry allergen Fra a 1.08-like. Gene Ontology annotation, cellular component: nucleus; cytoplasm. Gene Ontology annotation, biological process: abscisic acid-activated signaling pathway; defense response. NCBI's taxonomy places the organism in Eukaryota, Viridiplantae, Streptophyta, Magnoliopsida, Proteales, Nelumbonaceae. Gene Ontology annotation, molecular function: abscisic acid binding; protein phosphatase inhibitor activity; signaling receptor activity. The record is from RefSeq and is a predicted model, not a curated record.
UGCACCAUUGGCAUCUCUCUCUCUCUCUCAGUCUGAGCUCUCUUCUCUGAUAAUUAUUCAGGGUGAUCUUUGCUUUGGGAAGAUGGGCUUCACUAGUUUCAGCAGUGAGUUUGUUUCACCGGUUUCUCCGGCUAGGAUGUUCAAGGCUGGAGUCCUUGACUUGCACAGUCUCAUCCCCAAGCUCAUGCCUGAGGUCGUCACAACUGCUGCCAUUGUUCAAGGAGAUGGAGGAGUGGGAAGCAUUAAGCAAUUCAACUUCACUGAAGCUUUUCCUGUCAGCCAUGUGAAAGACCACAUUGAUGUUCUAGACAAAGAGAAAUUCGUGUGCAAGUAUUCAUUGGUGGAAGGUGGUGAAAUAGGGACGAAGCUGAAAUCUGCUUGCUACGAGAUCAAAUUCGAACCUUCAAGUGAUGGAGGAAGUAUCUGCAAAUUGGGGGCCGAAUACAACGUUCUGGACGGAGUGACAUACACAGAAGACGAAAUCAAGGUGGCCAAGGAUGGGAUGACUGGAAUGUACAAGACGAUUGAAGCCCAUCUCUUAACCAACCCUCAUGCCUAUGCCUAGAUAUAUAUCUAUUGUCACUGGCUUCAUAAUAAUAACUGUGCUUGAUGUACUUGGCGGAACUCCACUGUUGUGGUACUCUAUCCUGUACUGUUCUAGUAUAUAUAAGAAUUAUCUCCCUCAUUUUAA